AUAUGGGAGAUGCCAAACCAAAGCAGUAUACGAGUGUAACGAUGCGGGAAAGGAACAACCGUAUUCUACGACGGUAAAACGAAUCGCAUAAAUCCUGGGUCACUAAGCUUCUGACUAGGUGUAUUUGCGGAACUAUUGACAACAAAGUCAAACGUAUAGCGUUAAAAUUAUCUACUGGGAAACAGAAGUAGCUUGCUGGACAAAAAAAAGUUUUUUUUCUCUCCAACCCUUUCCUUCCUACCUUCCUUCCCCUGGACCAAAAACUAUGCGGAAUUCUGGAGGAUCCACUGAAGUCACAGUGUCAAAGCACGCGUUGCUAGUAUUUCACAUCCACAAAGCGAUCACAAUGAUCACUUUUAAUUGUGUCCCCUAUAUGUGACCUUUAUCAAAAACAAUUUACAUAAAAUAUAGCCUAGCAGUGCGCGCUCUCGGUGAAGCGCAGCAUCAGCACCAGUAACUGAUGCGCGUCCCCGCCCCGGCAGAGGCUACCCGAGAUCCCGGGAAGAGGAGUUGGAGCUGCGCGAGUUAAAGUUGGGAAAAGGGGGGUGAAAGGAUGCUACCGUGCCCUGUGGAUAGGAGAACACAAUCGACGAUCUAAUUAACAUAGCAUGUGCGGAGACGCGUGUCCUCUGUAAAGGAUGUUUUGCAAAAUAUUGAGCAUAAGCCUUUUAUUUUGGGGUUUUCAAGAAUGCUCAUCACAUGAAUGUGUUGAUCCCCUGGUAUCUUCGCUCUAUGCCAACUCCUUCUUGGCCUCUUCCAGAUAUAACUUUUUGUACUCGGCCAACUUUGCCAAAUUGUAUGGAAGCAGUGGCUGGUCCCCGUCCCCCCGGGACAGACAGCCCUGGCUGCAGAUUGAUCUGAAGAGGAAGUACCGCAUCCAGGCCAUCGCCACCCAGGGCACCUUCAAUUCCUAUGACUGGGUCACCAAGUACACCCUUCUCUAUGGUGACCGCCCCGACUCCUGGACGCCUUACGUUAUGAAAGGAGGGAACUCGACAAUGCCUGGGAACUGGAACUACCACCAGGUGAAGAGGAAUGUGUUCCACUAUGCCUUCACAGCCAAACACAUCCGCCUCCUGCCCCUGGGGUGGAACACAGAGAAUGGAGGCAAGAUUGGCGUCAGGCUGGAGGUGUUUGGCUGUGCUUACGACUCCUACGUGAUGCAGAUGAACGGGGACGACUCGGUGGCCUACAUGUUCCCAGGGAAGAGGUUCCGGACCCUGCAGGACCAUUUUGCCGUGAACUUUAAGACCCUGGAGCAGGACGGGCUGCUGCUACACAGUGAGGGAGUCCAGGGAGACAUCUUGACCCUGGAGCUGAGGAAAGGACGCCUCGUCCUCACCAUCGGCCUAGGAAGCAGUAUGGUCAACCAGGUGGACGGUCGGACCACAAUGACCGUUGGCAACAUACUAGAUGACCAGCACUGGCAUUACGUCACCAUCAAGCGCUACGGUCGACAGGUCAACUUCACAGUGGACGCCCACACUGAGACGGCCAUUAGCAAUGGAGAUUUCACCUAUAUAGACCUGGACACUCAGAUGUUUGUGGGCGGAGUGAUUGAGCCCAAUGUGCCCCACCUCCCAGAGGUUCCUAACUUCCGUGGCUGCCUGGAGAACGUCUUCAUCAACGGGAUCAACGUCAUCAACAUGGCCCAGGACCAGGAGCCUGAGAUACGCAUCCCUCGGCAGAAGAAGAUGCACUACGCGUGCCGUGACAUCCUGUGGAAACCCAUGACCUUCGCCGGGCCCAACAACUACCUGCAGGUGCCUGGGUUCUUCAGGAAGCCUCGGAUGUUUGUCAAGUUUAAGUUCCGUUCCUGGGACUACACAGGCCUGCUGAUGUUUACACGCUUCGCUGACGACCUGGGAGCCUUGGAGCUGGGCCUAAGUGAAGGACAGGUCAAUGUCACACUCUUUCAGCCAGGCAAGAAGAAACUACAGUUCGCAGCAGGUUACCGUUUGAAUGAUGGUUUCUGGCACACGGUAGACGUAGCAGCCAGGGACAACCUACUGUCCAUCACCAUAGAUGAGGAGGAGGGCUCUCCGCUGAAAAUCACCAACCCCUUCACUGUCCGCACAGGGGAUCGCUACUUCUUUGGAGGGUGUCCGAAGACGAACAACACGAUCAGGAAGUGUGAGACCAAGCUGAACCACUUCCACGGCUGCAUGCAGCAGAUCUUUAUCGACAACGAGCCGGUGGACAUCGACAUCAUCCUGCAGCGACGCUGGGGACGCUACGCUGAACUGUUGCUGGGCACCUGUGGUAUCACUGACAGAUGUACUCCAAACCCCUGUGAACACGAGGGCAGAUGCAUCCAGUCCUGGGAUGACUUCAUAUGUCUGUGUGAGAACACAGGCUACAAAGGGGAGGUGUGCCAUAUGUCGGUCUACAAAGAGUCGUGUGAGGCCUACAGACUUACUGGCAAAUCCUGGUCAGGGAAUUAUACCAUAGACCCGGACCUGAGCGGACCCUUGAAACCAUUCGAGGUGUACUGCACGAUGAAAUCCGACAAGGCAUGGACGAUAGUGAUGCAUGACCGUAUCGACGGCAUCAAGGUGACCGGUAGCACGGUGGACCGUCCUUACAUAGGAGACGUCAACUACUGGAAUGCCUCCUGGGACGAUGUCUCAGCACUGGCCAACACCUCCAUGUACUGUGAACAGUGGAUCGACUACUCCUGCUACAAGUCACGCAUCCUCAACACGCCCAAUGGGAGACCGUAUAGUUUCUGGAUUGGUCGAAAUAACGAGAGUCACGAGUACUGGGGCGGGGCUUUCCCUGAGAGUGGGAAGUGUGGCUGUGCUAUCAACCAGACCUGCACUGACGCCAGGUUUCACUGUAACUGUGACGCUGACUACCGCCAAUGGUACUCAGACAAGGGCUAUCUGAUGUGGAAAGACCACCUCCCAGUGAGGAAGGUGGUGGUGGGGGACACCAACAGGACCGGGUCGAAGGCCCACAUCAGCCUCGGGCCCCUACGUUGCCACGGCGACAGGAGCAUCUGGAAUACCAUAUCGUUCACCAAGCCAACCUACAUCGAGUUCCCCACCUUCAGGCCAGGCAGCACCGUCGACAUCUCCUUCCACUUUAAAACCUACCGCCCCCACGGAGUCUUCCUGGAGAACUCAGACGACUGGCUCCGUAACUUCAUACGCAUUGAGCUCAACACCACCCAGAACCUGGUCUUCAUAUUCAUGGUGGGAGACGGCAUCCUCAACGUGACGCUACGCUCGCCGGUGCCUCUAAACGACAACGAGUGGCACUUUGUCCAGGCAGAGCUCAACGUGAAGUUGGCCAGGAUCAAAGUGGACUACCAGCCAUGGGCUGUGAGACGCUUCCCUGGCCAGACCUUUGUCACCAUGGAGUUCACCCACCCUCUCCUCGUGGGCGCAGCCAAUCGCACGCUGUGGCCAUUCCUGGGCUGUCUCCGAGGGUUACGAAUGAACGGUGUAACCCUUAACUUGGAAGGCAAAGCGAAUGAAGAACAGGGUAUACGGCGGAACUGCACGGGCCAGUGUCUGAACGCGACCAUACCGUGUCGAAACGCCGCCCAGUGUAUCGAGGGCUACGCAGCCUACACCUGUGACUGCGGCAACACUGCCUUCGACGGAUUCUACUGCCACAAAGACAUUGGGGCCUACUUUGAGAUAGGCUCGUGGUUACGCUACAACAUCAGAAAGAAGCCUACGACCAAUGAGGAGUGGUGGGCUAACUGGCUGGACCCCCACUACCACAACUUCAGCCUGGGCUACAACGACACCAGUGAUGAGAUCGAGUUCAGCUUCAGUACCUUCCAGACGCCGGCUGUACUGCUCUACAUCAGCUCUUUCGUCCAGGACUACAUGGCUGUCAUCCUGAAGAAAGAUGGAACCUUAGACAUGAGGUAUAGGUUGGGUUUGAUUACCCACAAGUACCAGUUGUCCUUCAGGAACCUGGCAGAUGGAUACCCCCACUACGUCAACAUAACCAGACACAACAGGACCAUCAGGACACAGGUGGACUACAUGGAGCCGAUAGUGGAGAAGAUCACCCUAGUGGAGGACGGAAGAUUUGACUCACCCAAGAACAUCUUCCUGGGGAGAGUGAUGGAGGUGGGUGACAUUGACUAUGAGAUCCAGAGGCAUAACAGUCCUGGUCUGGUGGGCUGUAUAUCUGGGGUGAGGUACAACAUCUACGCCCCUCUUAAGACCCUCUUCCGGCCGAACGAGACGGAACCGCCGGUCACUGUGCAGGGCUUCGUCUCCGAGUCUAACUGUGGGGCCUUCCCUCCUGUCCAUGGAUAUGUCCCCUGGGAGGCGGACCACUGGUUCACUUCUAUAGAAUACAUCUAUAUCCACGAUGACCUAGGCCUGUUUUGGUUGACAGUUGUUGUCAUCGCGGCCGUGAUAUUGCUGUUCAUAGGUCUGUACAGCAUCUACAUCUAUCUGUACCGAUACAAGGGCAGCUACCACACCAACGAGCCCAAGAACUUCCUGGAGUCCCCUGGAGGCAGCAGCUCCAGGCCCCUGACAGGGACCCUGGAGAAGAAGCGAUUUCCAGGGAUAGAGGAAGACUUUCGGAGUGACUAGCCUCAGGCUGGGGAACGGUGGGAGGGAGGGAUUGAAGUGGGGAGGUUUUGGGGCUUACAACAACCACAAUACCUAUUUAUGUUUUAUAAUUCCUUUAACUUUUUGAUUUACUUUUCGGUUUUGUUUUCCUUUCCCCAGGUAUGUGUUAUCUUAAGCCUGGUCCUCGACAUAGUGUUGUUUUUCUGAUGGGUUCAUCGUUUUGCAGGCUUCGGAGAUCAAAUCAAGCCCGUAUUGCGUGAGUGACGACCGACCAAGCUCACACUGUAUUGAAGGGUUGACCAACUGAAGUGCCUCGACAGAGCAAAACGAGAUCAGAAGUAACCCCAUGAGUUCAUUCAGGAUGUGAGACAUAAACUGAGGGAAUUAGAUUUCAGGUCACGUUGAAUUGUGACAUUUUUACAUCUUACUAAUAUCCUCACAUGCAGUAACACGUAUUCAGCAGCCUCUUCUGGUUCGUAGGUCUGUUAUUGAGAUCACUUGAUAGAUCAGUGCCAUCUACUGUGCAACUCUUUCCGACAAUCCACUCUUGCAGCCAUUUUGAUAAAGACAUCCAAACUAUCCCACUCGUCCGAUCCUUUGACUAGUGAGCCAGGAUCCACCGCAGAGAGAUGCUGCAACUGUGCAGCAACAACAACCACAGCAAUAACAAGGACAAUCUGGCAUCUGCAAACAGUCUUUCCUGCUUAACACCAAUUGAAGAAGCUAUAAAAAGCAUGGAGCUCUAAGCUUUGACAUGACAUAUCUAAAGAAUAAUGGAAGGUAUAUAAACAUAUAUUUGUUGUAUUGCAGCCUAUGAAAUUGCAUAGCUAUACAAAAGAGGAACAUGUAUUGAUGGUUAGUUUCAUUAGAUAGCAGCUUGGCCAAUUACAGUAUGCUCUGCGAUUUCCUAACCGAUUCCCAACCAAUCAAUUAAGCAGCCAUGUACGAUCAGCAAAACAUACGGAAUACAUGUGACAUUUGGCUUGAAAUAUAAGACGAUCGCCCUAUUCUUCUUCAGAAUCCUCAGAGUAACAUAUGAAAUGGGUGGGUAGCGGCAAGAAGCCAUGGUAGUUUGACGUUUCCCAACUGUAGUGCUAUCAUGUUAUUGUGAGACUGACCGUUGGUGCACUGCAGAAAAGGGAAUGGAGAUGUUGAGCCAGGGACAGGACUCCUUAUUGCUAUUAAUCCUGAUUCCACGCUUCAUUUUCGGUUUGACUUCCAGUAGCUAGUGAACAUGCAGCCAAAAUCUUAAUUUAAAAAAUAUAUUUUUUUAAAUGUAGCCAAAAUCUGGGGGCUAUUUCAGAUUCAGAGGCCCCGGCGUGGAGGGCCCCCUACCAACAGCAGCCCUGUCGACCAGCCUGGUCAGGAAUCAUUACAAAUGUCUUUCAGGAAAAGAGCUGCUCCGCAUGAACAUCCGGACAUGCAAACACACUCACACACACACUGGCAUAUUGUAUAGAGGACCACAACAAUGUCAAUGCCAGUCUUGUACUUCUUCUCACCACACUAGUUUAUUUUUGCAUCUGACUGCUCUGUAGGACAGUACUGUGCUGUGCCGCCCCCGCUGCUGUUGCUUCUUACCUACUGGGCACUGGUUGAAUCAACGUUGUUUCCACAUUAUUCCAAUGAAAUCACGUUGAACCAACGUGGAAUAGACGUUGAAUUGACGUCUGUGCCCAGUGAGUAGGUGCUUCUUAUGGUGCAUCUCUUCCUUUAGGUCCAAUGAUAUUUCCCUGUCUGGAAAGUCACGCUUUCAGGUUAGACGGUGGGGUGAGGUUACGGUCAGGGAAGAUUUUCCCAGUAGGUGAAACGCCAUUGGACCCAUGUAAUGUGUGGCGUGGUAACCAAAGCUUAUGUCUCUGACAUCAUCACCCAGCGCCCUUUGAAGCUAAAGCAGUAAUACAUCAUAGAAAAAAAAAAGAGAGAAAACAUAAGAGCAUUUUGAAAAUCAUAAGCUAUGCAUAUAUAGAGCAUGAUGAUCGCACCUUGCAAUGAAAUGCAAUAAAAUCAGCCGCUUCCAGCGCAGAUCACCUAAAGAUAUUUUUUUUGUGUCUGUUCCGUUCGCAGCAACUUGCAGCAGUUAGGAUCCUAGACAUAAUAUGUAUAUGUGAAUAUAUGAAUAAGGUGUUUAUCGACUUUUUCAUUCCUAUGGUUUGUAUGAAACGGUUGAAAAUGAGGCUGAGAGGUUUGAAUGUAAAUCCUAAUCAUGACCCUGUAUAUGGACAGGCUCUGCUCCUCUCUGUGUGUGCUCUGUAUGGUAUGAACACUCAUUAAACAGAAAACUAUUCAGCAUAGCUUUCUCACAUGUUCAGGAUGUGGACAAUACUGUACCCUCCCGAUGUUUCAGUAGAAACAUCAUAGAACAUAUUUCAACAUCCUUGGUUUAGCCUGUUAAAGAGGACAACCCGUUAUUAAGACUAGAUGGUAAAAAGCAUUACAAUUACAAUCAACUAUAAGAUAGAAUUGGAAAUGCCUAGCUUUUUCCCAAGCCAUAUUUGUAAGAAUGUACAAUUUUCAAUAGUAUAAAUGUUACCAUUGGGCAAUUAGAGUAGUAACAUGUUCCACCUCUGGAGAAAUAUAAUUUUUUGGUUUUUGUACAGAGAUGGACAAUCACCUGUUACAGAGUUCAUAUUAAACAAGUCAACAACCUGGGUCAAAUGUGCUUUGAAGCCUUUUAGGGAAAUAGUCGACUUAUUGAUAUAUUAUGUAAAUGUCUACGCUGCGAUGUGUUUAUUUGAAAUGGACUACAGUACAUGUGCAUCCUGCCUAGCAUCACUUCGAUGCCACACCUUAGCUAGUCCAUCCAUGCGUGGUUCCUGGAGUGUGUGUGCUUGAAUGUACAGUAGACGUGUUGGUUUGUGUGUUCACAGUUAUGUUUGUCACCUAACCCUCCCUACUGAUGAUGAAGACAGUCUCUGCACUGAUGAUGUGAAUGAUCCAACUCACUUGUUGUCGUCCACCAAUAGCAGAACAGUGAGCAGAUAGUGAUUGGGUGCUGUCCAGACAGGCUCCUCCCUACUCGGAUGUUGCUCUACAGAUUUUGGUAAUCAGGGACUACACUGAAAAGAACAGGAAGACCAGAACAUUGUUUAUGUUUUAUUGACAACGUUUCGAUCCGAACCGGAUAUUCAUCAGGUCAAAAUAUCAGCAUUUUUAAGGAUGCGCGUAUGACCACAAACUUUACUACACUGUAUGACACCAUCAGCUCUUAGAUCUGUGCUGAUUGGCAGUCUAUAGCAAGUUCCCUACCUUACACUCUUAGAAAAAAAGAGUUCUUCAGCUGUCUCCAUAUGAGAACCUUUUUUGGUUCCAUGUAGAACAAAAAAAGGUUCUACCUGGAACCCAAAAGGGUUUAACCGGCAACCAAAAAGGGUUCUUCAAAGUGUUCUCCUAUCGGGACAGCCAAAUAAACAUUUAUGGUUCUACAUAGCACUUUUUUUCUUCUAAGAGUGGAAUAUCAACUUAGCCGUGGAUCAACUUGGCCAUCCCUAUAGGGUGACCGCCAGGGUGAGCAGCUAAGGUUCUCUGUGUAAAGGAGACUCAAAUGUAAUAAGGGGUUGAGGGAGUGAGCACAAGGUUGAAAAAGACGAGGAUUCUGUCCGUCCUACAAGCAGGGUGUCAUCAUAUGACAGACUAGUGUUGUUCCCUACAGCGGAGGAGUGGCCUACAGACAGAGCUAGGGCCAGGCUAGAGGGAGGAGCAGGCAGGGGAGUCUAAGAGGGCCAGACCCCUCUGUGGGUCGCUACCCUAUAGAAUCUUGCAAGAGGAGGCACCAGACAGUUAGUGACUAUAUGACCUAAUGUAGCAGGUGUAAAGUAAAUGCCUGAGCGGGGUCCCCACAUCUGGUUUUCAGGGGGAAAAGAAGCUAGGUUGAAGAUGCUGUAUCCCUGAAAACCAGAUGUUUCAGGUUUCUUAAAACCCUGCUGAAGGUGGUGACCGACUGCAGGACUUUGUGUUUGUGACCACACUGAAAUCGUGGAGGUUUUUUUUUCUCUCUCUUUCUGUUAUGUUGGUUUUGUUUUGUAAUAAUUUCACUGUAAAUGACCAUAACUAUGUUAAUCAAAGCAAAACCAAACUGACACUUCAAUAAAGAAUCUUGAAGGAAAUUCAAA
Molecule: messenger RNA, 8659 nt
Organism: Salvelinus fontinalis (brook trout)
Lineage: Eukaryota; Metazoa; Chordata; Actinopteri; Salmoniformes; Salmonidae
Product: contactin-associated protein 1-like
Exons: 24
Coding region: 639-4568 (1309 amino acids)
Source: RefSeq, a predicted model, not a curated record